Colletotrichum spaethianum is the source of this 2847-nucleotide messenger RNA. RefSeq lists its product as uncharacterized. Bases 1 to 2847 code for a protein of 948 amino acids. The transcript has a single exon. Lineage: Eukaryota; Fungi; Ascomycota; Sordariomycetes; Glomerellales; Glomerellaceae. The record is from RefSeq and is a predicted model, not a curated record.
AUGUCACAUUCGACAUCCAUACUCUCGAAAACGCUCCAGUCAAUCACAGUGACCAAGAUCCGCGAACUUGAAAAACAAAGAGCACAGUACGAGAAUCGUAAAAGCAAGAUCCUCGAGGAUGCCGAAUGCCACACCGACCAGGGCGAGCGCAUUGGCUGUCUGCUCCACGGUGUGAAAGAGCUAUGUCGCAAUGGUUACGAUGAGGAAAACGAUGUCGACAACAUUGAGAGUCUUUUGGCUCAGUCGAAAUACGAUGCAUCGGUGCCAGCUCACAUGCUGCAAUCGUCCGAAGACUUUCUGCGCUCUAAGCUCGAUGUACAGAGUCACAAGCUUAGCAUGGCUCACCUGUACUCGAACCUUGUGACGGAAUGGAUGAAUCCAGGGGAGCCUAUGGAGAGCACCGCCGCCACUGCGUUGGCCGAGGAAGAGUCGUCUUUCGAGUUCAUUGACCGCCAGAAGGAGCGCCUGCAGAAUCUUUGCGACCAAUUCGAGAACGUUGUGUUCACACCGUUGGACACAGACGAGGUGGAGAUCAACAAGUAUCUUAAUGGCUUCUUCGACACCGACGACAAGAAAGAAGUCCUUCGCACUGUGAGAUAUCAUAUGCGUAGCAAGAGCGAAGCCAUGCUAGUAACAGCCCGGCCUUUCGAUGAGAGAACCUUGAAGCAGUGCAUCAAGGGUUUGCUUGAACAAGACCUUCUCAGCGACGAGAAGCAGGGCCUCCUUAAGGAGUUCGAACAUAACGAAGUAGUUCUGCGAGAGAUCGCAGACGUCUUGAACACACGGUUUACCAACUUCGAAACCUGGGAUUGGGAUGCUGGAGAAGAAGGCGUGCCCGUUUUGCCACGCCAACAGCUCAAUGGCAAGUAUCGCAUCUGGAUGGACGAAGAUGUACUGCAGGCCAUCUUCGUCCACUACGUUGGUAUCAACAGCUGCGUCAGUCUCAAAGAGAUUUUGACACGCAUCGUUUCUAACGAAAGCAACAAGUUCUGGAGAUGGCAUGCUGGGCCGCCAUUCACCGAGAGAGAGGCGCAGCGGCGCGCCUACUACCUCAACGAAGGUAUUGAAGACGUACCAGGGUGCAGACGCCGUGUCUCCGAACGAAAAUGGGAAAACGACAGGCCAAGGUCCAGAGGUGCCUCUUUGGAUGCUCCAGUCAGAAUCAGGACUUUCGGAAACAUUGCAGAACGCCGUAGAAAAGAUUAUGUCGACAACUUCUGUGUCGCUGCACUUCCGAGCCGAGUUGACACUCUCAAUAAUGGGCUCUAUGCAGACGAAGGAGAGCAGUCGGAAGAUGUUGAUGACGGCUGGGGAGUCAAAAGGGACACCCGGGAAGAAGGGGCGAAAACUUCAAACCAGAACAUCAAGCAGGUCCUACUCCGCACGCUUGCGACUGAGAUCUUGAUCCAGCAAUCGCUCCAUGGACAGGCUGCUGUAGUGCAAUCCGAUCUAAAGUGGUUCGGGGCCAGCUUAUCACAUACGUCAAUCUUUGCCGUCAUGCGCUUCUUUGGGUUCCCUGUCAAACUGAUCGACUUCUACAGAAAGGUUCUCGAGGCCCCUCUGAACCUAAGCCCCUCGUCGGAUUCUCUGUCAGCAAACAGGCCACGGAUCAGACGCCGCGGAAUGCCCAUGGCUAGGGCACCUGAGAAGCUCAUCGGGGAGCUCAUUUUGUUUGUCAUGGACUUCGUCGUAAACCAGGAGACAGGCUUGCAAUUGUAUCGCUUACACGACGAUCUCUGGGUUGUCGGUGAUCCAGUCUACACCGCAAAGGCUUGGGCUGCCAUGCAGCGCUUUGCUCGUGUGAUGGGACUCGAAUUCAAUACCAAAAAAACCGGGUCGGUAUACCUAACCAACAACGGGUUACCAAAAGACGAGGCCAUUGCAGCAGAGCUACCCGACGGCUGCGUCAGUGUUGGACACCUUUUACUGGACCCGGAGAGCGGCAAGUGGAUCAUCGACCAGGAGAAUGUAGUGGAGCACAUCACCCAGCUGAAAAGGCAACUCGCAGAGUCGCGGAGCGUGCUGGAUUGGGUGCGAACCUGGAACAGCUGCAUCAGCAGGUUCUUCGGUCAUACUUUCGGCGAGCCUGCUUUUUGCUUUGGAAAAGAGCAUGCCAAGAGCAUCUUGGAGACCUACCAAAAGAUGCAACACGACAUCUUUGAGCCUUGGUGCGAUUCAGCCGGUGAGAUGAGUGGCAGAUACAACGCUGUCCAAUACAUCAAAUCCAAGAUUGAGGAGCGCUUUGGGGUAGCAGACGUCUCGGACGCGUUCCUUCUAUUUCCGGACCAGCUGGGUGGCCUCGGGUUGCGUAACCCCUUCAUUCCCUUCUUGAUGACGCAGGAUAGUCUUAACCGUGAGCACGGGUCUCCGAUUGAGAUAAUUGACGACUUUUUCGAGAAGGAACUGGAGGAUUACAGGUUUAAGAAGAAAGAGUUCGAGGCAUUGAGUGGUGCUAAGGAGCGCGAGCAUCGUGCCGAGAGAAGGUUUGGCCACUUCGACCCUGCCGACGUUCUCCGCCCCGGUGAAGCGGACAACUUCAUGAGCUUCGAAGAGUACACCGCCCACCGUGAGCUCACUAGCGCUCAUGUGGCGGAAGCAUAUUGUACCCUGCAGGACACGCCGGCCAUGACGCAACCACGGACUGACUGGGAAGUUGAUAAAACUUUGGAAAAGUUGAACCUUCGACCAGCCAGUAUGCUCACCGAAGUGGAGUGGGUGACGCAGAUGUAUCACAAGGAAGCAAAGCAGCGGUUCGGCGGUCUCCGGCUGGUCGAGGAGCGAUUCUUGCCCCUUGGCGUGAUCGCUAUGAUGGCAAAAAAGGCCGUUCGAUGGGGCCUGAUUCUCUGA